Messenger RNA from Hibiscus syriacus, 1591 nucleotides. Its product is annotated as FAM10 family protein At4g22670-like. The transcript is spliced from 11 exons. Gene Ontology annotation, molecular function: Hsp70 protein binding; protein dimerization activity. NCBI's taxonomy places the organism in Eukaryota, Viridiplantae, Streptophyta, Magnoliopsida, Malvales, Malvaceae. Bases 75 to 1307 code for a protein of 410 amino acids. The record is from RefSeq and is a predicted model, not a curated record.
GCCGCUGCAUUUCAUAUGUGACUGAUAAACAAAAUCCCCUAAACGAACCAUCUCUCUCUAGAAAUUAAAACCCAAUGGAUCCGGCGAAAUUGAGCGAGCUCAAGAAGUUCAUCCAGCUUUGCAAAUCUAAUCCUUCCGUUCUCAAUGAUCCUACCCUCUCCUUCUUCCGCGAUUAUCUCGAAAGUCUUGGAGCAAAGCUUCCAUCAUCAUCUGACAGCCAUGGAGCCAGCGACGCCAAAUCGAAGAGUUAUGUGGUGGAGGAAAGUGACGAGGAAAUGGCGGAUGCAGGUGAGAAAAUUGAUGUAGAAGAAGAGGAGGAAGAAGAGGAGAUUAUUGAAUCAGAUAUCGAGCUAGAAGGUGAAACGGUUGAGCCUGAUAAUGAUAUUCCGCAGAAGAUGGGUGAUCCUUCUGUGGAUGUUACCGAUGAAAACCGGGAUGCUUCGCAAUCUGCUAAGGCCAAAGCUAUGGAGGCAAUUUCUGAAGGGAAGUUAGAGGAAGCUAUUGAGCAUCUGACACAGGCGAUUUUGCUGAACCCAACAUCGGCUAUCAUGUAUGGAACACGAGCCAGUGUUUACAUUAAGAUGAGAAAGCCAAAUGCUGCUAUUCGAGAUGCCAAUGCCGCUUUGGAGAUUAACCCAGAUUCUGCUAAGGGUUACAAGUCUCGUGGCAUUGCACGAGCAAUACUCGGGCAAUGGGAAGAUGCUGCAAAGGAUCUGCACAUGGCAUCAAAGUUGGAUUAUGAUGACGAAAUAAACAGUGUGCUUAAGAAGGUUGAACCCAAUGCACAUCGCAUCGAGGAACACCGUCGAAAAUAUGAUAGAUUGCGCAUAGAGAGAGAAGAGAGAAAGAUUGAGUGUGAGAGGCGUAGUCGUCGUGCUCAAGCUCAGGCUGAAUAUGAGAAGGCGAAGAAGCAGGAGCAAUCAUCCUCCAGCAGGAAACCUGGAGGCAUGCCUGGUGGGUUCCCGGGUGGAAUGCCUGGAGGUUUUCCUGGUGGAAUGCCUGGAGGUUUUUCUGGUGGGAUGCCUGGAGGUUUUCCCGGAGGUAUGCCCGGAGGUAUGCCUGGAGGUAUGCCUGGAGUCAUGCCCGGAGGUAUGCCUGGAGGCAUGCCCAGUGGGAUGCCUGGAAAUGUUGAUUUUAGCAAAAUAUUGAAUGAUCCUGAAAUGAUGGCAGCAUUUAGUGAUCCAGAAGUCAUGGCUGCUCUUCAAGAUGUGAUGAAGAAUCCUGCUAAUCUAGCAAAGCAUCAAGCAAAUCCCAAGGUGGCUCCUAUAAUUGCUAAGAUGAUGAACAAAUUUGCAGGACCCAAGUAAGAUGGAUUUCCAAAUUGUCUGGGGAAUAUUCAUGUUGUGUUCGUCUCUGAAGGAAACUAUGCUCCGUAAAAAAUGUUAGUGAAUCUGUUCGCAUGGUGGUUGUGUUGGUAAUUUGUUUUAUAGGUUGUAGGAUUUUGUACUUUUGGUUUCUUAAAUAAGAAAAGAGAAAAAAUCCCCCAUCGCUUUAGAAAAACCAAGUAGCGAGGUUCGUUUUUCCCUUCGUUAUACAUGCGAAUGUUUUCAGUCUUGCAUUGGCUUUGGUUCAACCUGGCUGCUAUUAUGUU